GUACUUCAUUUUGACAUUCGACGAGACAAAAAUAUGAAAAUCAACUGUCAAUCGAAAAUUACAGGUUCUCUCGUAGUCCUCGUUCCUUAUCGAGAAAUUCACGUUCUUAAGUAUCACGAAUGGAUGUCAUCAGAGGAACUUCAGACAUUGACUGCGUCCGAACCGCUCUCCUUGGAACAAGAAUAUGAAAUGCAAAAGACAUGGGCAGCUGAUGAAGACAAGUGCACUUUCAUUAUUUUGGAUAAAGCCAAAUACGAAGAGACAAAUAACGAAGUUGAGUCUAUGAUCGGUGACACCAAUGUCUUCAUGACUGAUGAAACUGAUGCCACCUUGGCAGAAAUUGAGAUCAUGAUUGCAGAGACUGGUUAUCGUAAAAAUGGAAGAGGAAAAGAAUCAACAUUACUAAUGCUCAAAUAUGGUAUAGAGCAAUUGGGAGUGAAACAGUUCCAAGCCAAAAUCGGACUGGAUAAUAUUGCGAGUAUUCAAAUGUUCCAGAAGUUGGGUUUCCGCGAAAUCAGUCGCAGUGAAGUUUUCAAUGAAGUUACCUUGGCUGCCACUUCUGACGACGAAGCAUUUGUACGAUACAUGAAAGAUCACCUUGUCCAAUACAGUAUAUCUCACCAUUACUGUGAAUGGAGUUUAAUUUUUUGUUUAAUGAUUUUACGUGCAUCUUUAAAAUUUGCGAGCUGCUGCCAUCUUCCUUAGCGAGUAGAAAAGAAGGAUACGACCGAUCCCCCACCUCGCUUCUUUACCAAUAUUCCUCUCA
Daphnia pulicaria is the source of this 766-nucleotide messenger RNA. Its product is annotated as N-acetyltransferase 9-like protein. The record is from RefSeq and is a predicted model, not a curated record. The transcript has 5 exons. NCBI's taxonomy places the organism in Eukaryota, Metazoa, Arthropoda, Branchiopoda, Diplostraca, Daphniidae. Gene Ontology annotation, biological process: protein acetylation. Gene Ontology annotation, molecular function: N-acetyltransferase activity. The coding region runs from base 34 to 705 and encodes 223 amino acids.